Molecule: messenger RNA, 2565 nt
Organism: Cotesia congregata
Lineage: Eukaryota; Metazoa; Arthropoda; Insecta; Hymenoptera; Braconidae
Source: the annotation of a GenBank genome assembly
AUGGAGGGUAAAAAGGACCCCUAUACUCAGAUUGUGAAUUUUACGGUAGACGAGAUCCGUGGGAUGAUGGACAAGAAGAAGAACAUCAGAAAUAUGUCCGUCAUUGCGCACGUCGAUCAUGGAAAGUCAACUCUGACAGACUCCCUUGUGUCCAAGGCUGGUAUUAUUGCCGGUGCAAAGGCUGGUGAGACGCGUUUCACUGAUACGCGUAAAGAUGAACAGGAGAGAUGUAUUACAAUUAAAUCAACUGCCAUCUCUAUGUUCUUCGAGCUCGAAGAGAAAGAUUUGGUCUUCAUCACCAAUCCUGACCAACGUGAUAAAGCAGAGAAAGGUUUCUUGAUCAAUUUGAUUGACUCACCUGGUCACGUUGAUUUUUCAAGUGAAGUAACAGCUGCUCUUCGUGUCACCGAUGGUGCCCUUGUUGUCGUCGAUUGUGUGUCUGGUGUUUGUGUACAGACUGAGACUGUAUUGCGUCAAGCUAUUGCUGAGCGUAUUAAGCCCGUUUUAUUCAUGAACAAGAUGGACCGUGCUUUAUUGGAGCUCCAAUUGGAAAGUGAAGAUCUUUAUCAGACUUUCCAACGUAUUGUUGAAAAUGUCAACGUUAUUAUCGCUACAUACUCUGAUGAUGAUGGUCCCAUGGGUGAAGUUAGAGUUGACCCGAGCAAAGGUUCCGUUGGUUUUGGAUCAGGUCUCCACGGUUGGGCCUUUACUCUCAAACAAUUCUCUGAAAUGUACGCUGAGAAAUUCAAGAUCGAUACUGUUAAGUUAAUGAACCGUCUUUGGGGAGAAUCAUUCUUCAAUCCCAAGACCAAGAAAUGGAGCAAACAGAAAGAAUCUGACAACAAACGUUCCUUCUGUAUGUACGUUUUGGACCCAAUUUACAAGGUCUUUGACUGCAUCAUGAAUUACAAGAAAGAAGAAGCUGAUAAUCUUCUUGCCAAAUUGGGUAUCACUUUGAAGCCUGAAGACAAAGACAAGGACGGAAAAGCUCUUUUGAAGGUUGUAAUGAGAACUUGGUUACCAGCUGGUGAAGCUUUACUUCAGAUGAUAGCCAUUCAUCUUCCAUCACCCGUAACUGCUCAAAAAUACCGUAUGGAAAUGUUGUACGAGGGUCCUCUUGAUGAUGAAGCUGCUCUUGGUAUCAAGAACUGUGACCCCAAUGGUCCACUCAUGAUGUACGUAUCAAAAAUGGUACCGACAUCUGACAAAGGUCGUUUCUACGCUUUUGGACGUGUGUUCUCUGGUAAAGUUUGCACCGGUAUGAAAGCCCGUAUCAUGGGUCCAAACUUCACCCCAGGAAAGAAAGAAGACUUGUACGAGAAAACUAUCCAACGUACCAUUCUCAUGAUGGGUCGUUACGUCGAAGCCAUCGAAGACGUACCAUCUGGUAACAUCUGUGGUCUUGUUGGUGUUGAUCAAUUCUUGGUUAAAACUGGUACCAUUACCACUUACAAGGAUGCUCACAACAUGAAGGUCAUGAAGUUCUCAGUAUCACCUGUUGUACGUGUGGCUGUUGAGCCAAAGAACCCAGCUGAUUUACCUAAAUUGGUGGAAGGUUUGAAACGUUUAGCCAAGUCCGAUCCUAUGGUACAAUGUAUCAUUGAAGAAUCUGGUGAACACAUUAUUGCUGGUGCCGGUGAAUUGCAUCUUGAGAUUUGUCUUAAAGAUUUGGAAGAAGAUCAUGCUUGCAUUCCUAUCAAGAAGUCAGACCCAGUUGUUUCAUACAGAGAAACUGUUUCUGAAGAAUCAGACCAAAUGUGUUUGUCCAAGUCACCGAACAAACACAAUCGUCUUUUCAUGAAAGCUCAACCAAUGCCAGAUGGUCUUGCUGAGGACAUUGACAACGGAGAUGUAAACCCAAGAGAUGAUUUCAAAUCACGUGCUCGUUAUCUUGGUGAGAAAUACGAUUAUGACGUAACCGAAGCAAGAAAAAUCUGGUGUUUCGGACCCGACGGAUCUGGACCAAACAUUCUCGUUGAUUGUACUAAAGGAGUACAGUACCUUAAUGAAAUUAAGGAUUCUGUUGUCGCUGGUUUCCAAUGGGCCACGAAAGAAGGAGUUCUUUCAGAAGAAAAUCUCCGUGGUGUACGGUUCAACAUCUAUGAUGUUACACUUCAUGCUGAUGCUAUCCACAGAGGUGGUGGUCAAAUUAUCCCCACAACCAGACGUUGUCUGUACGCUUGUCUGCUCACUGCCUCACCAAGGCUUAUGGAGCCAGUGUAUCUUUGUGAGAUCCAAUGUCCAGAAGUAGCUGUCGGUGGAAUCUACGGAGUACUCAAUCGUAGACGUGGUCACGUAUUUGAAGAACAACAAGUCGCUGGUACACCUAUGUUCGUUGUUAAAGCUUACUUGCCAGUAAAUGAAUCGUUUGGCUUCACUGCUGAUUUACGAUCAAACACUGGAGGACAAGCUUUCCCACAAUGUGUCUUCGAUCACUGGCAAAUCCUUCCUGGUGACCCGCUUGACCAGGGUACAAGACCUUACCAAGUUGUUCAGGAUACGAGAAAAAGGAAGGGAUUGAAAGACGGUCUCCCAGACUUGGCAUCAUACUUGGACAAAUUGUAA